UGUGACAGCCCUGCCAUCACGCCUAAGCCAUCUAUUAGCGGUGACUAACAGCGUUUAAGCGGCUGAAGCCGUUUAUAAAUGCGCCCUCACGCGCCGCCCCGCAGCUCACUUUCCACACGCGCGGCGCUCGAGCUGGUCACGCGCUCCUGCUGUGAAUACAACACUCAGUACACGGCGAGAACCUGCACGAGUACUCAGGCUUGCAGGAGAGGACAGUGAAAGCAUGUCCACGGUGAGCGCGCUGCCUUUCUUCAAACCCCUCCACGCGUCCGUGUCGCCCGCGAGACAGCGGCGUCACACACUUCCGGCCAGCGAGUUCCGGUCCCUCAACACCGAGGACGCGAUCAGUGUGUUCGAGAUCGAGAGAGAGGCUUUCAUCUCGGUGUCUGGUGAGUGUCCACUGCAUCUGGACGAGGUGCGUCACUUCCUCACCCUCUGCCCCGAGCUGUCCCUUGGCUGGUUCGUGGAAGGCAGGCUCGUCGCCUUCAUCAUUGGCUCACUGUGGGACCAGGAGCGGCUCACCACAGAAGCUUUGACGCUUCACAAACCUCACGGCACCACAGUCCACAUCCACGUGUUGGCGGUGCACCGUACGUUCCGGCAGCAGGGCCGCGGUUCCAUCCUGAUGUGGCGCUACUUGCAGUACCUGUGCUGUCUGCCGUACGUGCGCCGUGCUGUGCUCAUGUGCGAGGAUUUCCUCGUGCCCUUCUACCAGAAAUCCGGCUUCAAGGUUCAGGGCCCAUGUGAGAUCACGGUGGGGCCGCUGACCUUCAUCGAGAUGCAGUAUGCCGUGCGUGGCCACGCCUUCAUGCGCCGCAACAGUGGCUGCUGAGUUUACGCAGCUAGCGUUGCUCCUUUCGUUACCCCAGAUGCCAAAGCAGGGUGGAGUGGGAGGCUUAGUCUGGCGGGGAAGUUUUGUCACAGCUUCUGCUUCGAGUGUAGGUCAUGUCUGUGGUGUCGUUACGUGUUUGUUCACAUUUGUAAAUGGAAAGUUGAUUUAAAAAAAAUGAAAGGAGGAAAAGAAAGAAAUAAACAAACCAUUCGUAACAGCUGGCUUCAUAACGAGUACGAUAGUGUUGAUACAUUUUGUUCUUCAUUCCAUAAUCUUUAAAAUGAUCCAGGAGAAUAUGUUUUUGUGUCCUUUACAUUGAGAAAUGUUGUGUUUAUCUCAUUUGUGCACUUUUGCUUUAUUUUUAUAUCACUUUUUUUUUAUAUCAGAAAGGAGGCAAUGGUGGUAGGUGAAGAGGAACAGACCGUGUGGAGGAAACACUAAAAAUUCCAGUUCUCCUCUAAUGACAUGGUGUUAGGGGUGGGUGAUGUGGUAAAAAAAAAAAAAAAUCACACUGUGGUGAAUUUAUAGUUUAAAUUAUAGUUUUAAAAAAAAAACGACCAGAAAAAGCUUGAUAAUUGGACAUCUGAUAACAAACAGCAACGUGAUACCACAAAUAACAAUGCAGUCAGUGAUAGAAAAUUACCGAUACUCUCAGAAAUCACACUAGCUAUUUAUCACCAAAUCAGUAUUGUAUCGUCAUAUCACCCUGCCCUACAUGGUGUACACGUGCGGUUAUAAACAGUUCCUCGGUCGUUAAGCUGUAGUGCUAUUUCAGCCUUGUUGUUGAGUGUCUUGUGGUUGUUCUAGAUGUUUGUUUUGCCGACGCAUUAAAGCAGCAUUGACUUGACACCCUGCUACUGUGCUCUCUUCUAAGUGGAGACCUAGAAUGAUUGAUUCGAACAAAUUAGCAAGUGCUCUGCGAAGGACAACACAUGCACAGGUUCCAAAUCCUGUCCAUGUGAAAGAUAUUUUUAGACCCUGAGGAACUGCUUAGAAUUUUUUUCCCCCAUCCUCACAUCUAAAAGAUUUUAAGAAAGAAAUCACUUCAUAAAUAUUUAAUUCUAUUUAAAAGUUAACUGAAGAAAUGCUAGGCAAUUCUUUGCUUGCAAGGAUGCGUUAAUACUGAACCCAGCAAAUCAUAUUUAGCUACAGUGUUUGGCUGUUGCUAAGGUGUAGACGGCUUUAUCUGCAUUAUGGAGCAUUACAGGCGGGUUUGGUCCAGCAACCCAAGUAACCUUUCCAAAACCUGUUCAUGGAAUCCAAUAUUCACAAGUCACAGAACUGGUCAAGCUAAAUAUGUCCAAUAUUAUUACCCCACCCCACCCUUUUUUUUUUGCCUUUUGCAGUAGACAUCCACCACCUUUGCCUCUGUGGAGUCUUGAAUCAAGACAUCUAUGAUUUUUAUACAUGUUUUGUAAAUAGAGAAAUAAUAAAGAACAGAUUUUUCACUAUUUUUGCUGCACUAUUUUUCAUAUUGUAGAAUAGUGAACAAAUUACCACAUUUAAAGUUACCAAAAACUUUUUUUUUUCUAUAUUGAACAUAAGCACCUACAGUACUUUCACCUUCUGUGAGAAAACCAGAUAAUAUACAAAUGAGAACAUCCACAAUACUACACUUAUACACCUCCUUUCCUUAGUAAAAGUGUUACACAGUCUUAAUUUGCAUACUGAAACGCGAUUGGCUCUUACAUCUUUUGAUGUAAUGACACUGGCCAAAUAACAGAUUUUUCCAGCUCCACAUUUCUUAAUUAAAAGCUCUAAAGUCUUACAAUAUUCGUACUUUACUCAACACUUCCCUCCAACAAAAAAAAAGAACUGAUUA
Pangasianodon hypophthalmus (striped catfish) is the source of this 2654-nucleotide messenger RNA. It is a transcript of the gene aanat1, whose product is annotated as arylalkylamine N-acetyltransferase 1. The record is from RefSeq and is a predicted model, not a curated record. Lineage: Eukaryota; Metazoa; Chordata; Actinopteri; Siluriformes; Pangasiidae. Gene Ontology annotation, biological process: circadian rhythm; response to light stimulus. Gene Ontology annotation, cellular component: cytoplasm. Gene Ontology annotation, molecular function: aralkylamine N-acetyltransferase activity. The transcript has 3 exons. The coding region runs from base 224 to 832 and encodes 202 amino acids.